Molecule: messenger RNA, 3129 nt
Organism: Eruca vesicaria subsp. sativa (arugula)
Lineage: Eukaryota; Viridiplantae; Streptophyta; Magnoliopsida; Brassicales; Brassicaceae
Source: the annotation of a GenBank genome assembly
UUUUUUUCUAAAAAUUAAUUUCCAUUUCUCUCUAUUUAGAAGUGUAAUUCUGUUUUAAAUUGUUCAAUUUGGAUGACAUUUUGGGUGAAUCGUUUGUAUGAUUUGGGGAUUUUAGGGUUUGAGCGUGAUUAAGUUACCAUAUUGUCUUAUUGAAUCGAGUUUGACACAAAAGGAUCGAUUUUUUAGGUUUUGGAGGGUUUCCAUUGAAGCCUAACGAUGACAAUUAUUUAAGAAUUUGGGUUUAAAUUGUUCAAUUUGGAUGACAUUUGGGUGAUUUGGGGAUUUUAGGGUUUGAGCGUGAUUAAGUUACUAUAUUGUCUUAUUUAAUCGAAUUUGACGCAAAAGGAUCGAUUUUUUUAGGUUUUGGAGGGUUUCCAUUGAAGCCUAAGGAUGACAAGUAUUCAACCUCUGCAGCAAAAAUCAGAGUCUAGAGACGAUGUUCGCGCCGAUUUCGAGCGAGGUUUCGAGGAAUUCAUGCGCGGGCACUUAGACGAUUGCAUCUCAUUCGGCUCUGUUCACAACCAAGAAGAAGAGGAUGAUGAUCAGCUUGUGAGGAGGAGACAUCAACUCGAAGGUGAAUCAUCAAGAAGACGCCAAUCUCAGAUUCUUAGCCGUUGGGCUGCAAGGCAGGCUCAGGAGAUGAUUACAACCAUUGAGAGGAGGAACCGUGAGUCUGAGUUGAUUGCCUUGGCUGGUUUGCAAACUGUCUCCAUGCUUGAUUCGUCUUUUCUUAGGGAGUCUCAGUCUACGCCGUCUGCGAGGCGUCAGGGUGGUUCUGGUGGUGGUGAGAGGCCUAGGACUCAAGCGUCUGGGAUCUUGCAGAUGUGGAGGGAGUUGGAAGAUGAGCACGUGAGGGCACGUGAGAGGUUGAGGCAUCAGAGGAGUGUUGAGUCUACUACUAAUUUGUCUAGCUCUGUUGCUUCGGAGAAUAAUGAGAGUCUGAGAGACUCCACUGAGAGUGAGAAUGAUUAUUGGUCACAUGGUCGGAAUGAGCAUGGGGAUAAUAAUAAUUCUUCUAGUAGAGAACAGUCUCCUGAUCUUGGAGAUGGUGAGAGGGAGAGGGUGAGGCAUAUUGUCCGUGGAUGGAUGGAUAGUGGGAUUAAUGAUCAUUCUUCAAAUGUAAGGCAGAGAGAUAAUACUCGUAGAGGGGAGUGGUUGGGUGAUACUGAACGGGAAAGAGUCAGGAUUAUAAGGGAGUGGAUGCAAACGACCAGUCAGCAGAGAGGAGGAGCCCGUACAAGUACAACACCGAGAGAAGAUCAGGUGUCUGUUGCCCCAGAAGUUGAUAGGAGUGUUACCAGUGCACAAGUUGAUGACAGGGUCCGUGUAGGGUUAGCUGCUAACCAUGAAGAAGGGCAACAACCUCAUCAUGUUCGUCGAGACUUGCGGAGACUAAGAGGAAGGCAGGCGUUACUUGAUUUGCUCACGAGAGCUGAAAGAGAGAGACAGCGGGAACUUCAGGGCUUGUUGGAGCAUCGUGCAGUGUCUGAUUUUGCUCACCGCAACCGGAUUCAGUCGCUUCUUAGAGGUAGAUUCUUGCGGAACGAGAGACCUGCAGAUCAAGAGAGAACUCCAUCAACGGCUUCUAGGGAACUUCUUCAGCUAAGAGAAAGACAGACUGUCUCUGGUUUGAGGGAAGGGUUCCAUAACGGGAGAGAAAGUAUUGUCCGUGAAAAUAGUAACAACACUGAUGGAGAUAUUAGCGCAAGUGCUCUAACAAUUGUUGUUACCGCUGAGAGUUCUCAGCAUAUAACCGAUGAUAGUUCAACUUCUUCUAGACAAGGGAAUAACAGUCCCCUCUUGCAUGAUGAUGACUCGGGUAGGUCGGAAAGCAACCUAGCAAAUGAAGAUAGAGAUUGGCAAGAAGAUGUCACAGUAGUUGAGAGGCUAAAUUUGCAGCAAACAACGGUGACCCAAUCUAAUGGUUGGGAAAAUGGUAACGCAGAUAUAAACCAUGAUGAAACCUCCGUCAGUGACCUACACCGAGAAGCCUCUGGAAUUACAGAUGAUGAAGAUCGCUCACAAGAAGGCCAUGGUGUUUGGAAUGAUGAUGUCCCUAGACAAUCGAAUGGGAACUGGACUGAGACACGGCCAGAAGCCCCAAGGACUCGCCGUGUAGUACCAUUGAGAAGAUUAAGUAGGUUCCAUCCACCUGAGGAUGAUAAUGUGUACAGCAUGGAACUCAGGGAGCUCCUUGGCAGGAGAAGUGUUUCUAAUCUACUACAUAGUGGAUUCCGUGAAAGUCUGGAUCAACUGAUAGAAUCAUAUGCUGAAAGGAGAGGUAACACUCAUGUAGAGUGGGAUCUGCAAGAUAACCUGCAAACAGCAAUCCCAGAUUCUCCAGAUCGUGACAGAGACAACCAAGUAUUUUUACAGAACGAUAAUGACAUCAAUGGUCCACAAAUGCUUCCCACCCCACCCGUGCCACCACCCCAGCCAAUAUGGCAUCAAGAUUUGCAUCACUCUAGCUGGUCUCGCCACUCUAUGCAUCGCUCUGAAAUGGAAUGGGAGGUAAUGAACGACCUGAGAGGAGACGUAGCAAGACUGCAGCAAGCAAUGAGCCAGAUGCAGAGGAUGCUCGAAGCCCACAUGGAUAUGCAAUUAGAGUUGCAGCGCUCGGUUAGACAAGAGGUCUCUGCAGCCUUAAACCGAUCUGCAGGUGACCAAGGUAUGAGCUCGGAAACAUCAGAAGAUGGAUCAAGAUGGAUCCAUGUAAGGAAAGGGACUUGUUGCGUCUGCUGUGACAACCACAUUGAUGCUCUCUUGUAUAGAUGUGGGCACAUGUGUACUUGCUCACAAUGUGCGAACGAGCUCGUAAGAAACGGAGGGAAAUGUCCUCUUUGUAGAGCACCAAUCAUGGAGGUAAUCAGAGCCUACUCCAUUUUAUAGAGAACUUGCAAGGUGAGAAGAUGGUACAUAGAAGACAUGAAGCAGCAGAAACGAGAGUCUGAGUGGAAACAUGUUCGAUUUUGGGGUUAAAGAUUUAUAUGUAUGUAGUUGUAGUUCCUUUCUCGAAUCCAAAUUUGAUGUGUAUAGUUCUAAAUUAAAUAAUUAAAGAAUUACCCAAUUGUUGUCCAAAAAAGAGAAAAAGAAUUACUCAAAAAAGUAAGAAAUGAAAACUGAUUCUAC